UCGACGCCAUGUCGAGCACUCAUGACGAAGUAAUUUUCGGGAACUUUCCUGAUGUUGGCCCACAAAAAUCCGCGUUUUAGUUUGAAAAGAACUUUAUUAAUAGACGUUUGUACAUACUAUAACCGCGAGAAAGCUUCAAAAGCAUUUUGGAGCUUUCGUUUCCAUUUUAAUGGAGUAAUAUGAAUCUGGACUCGCUUUCAUUUGCUCUGGCAGAACUCACUUACUCAGUUGCCAAUCUAACAAAGAAAAAUUUUAAAGCAAGCGUUACAGAAAUAAAAUAUCUUGUUGACCAGCACGGGGCGGAGGCUGAUCGUCAUCUGUUUCGCUGUUUGUUCUCUCACGUCGAUUUCAGUGGUGAUGGUAAAAGUAGUGGCAAAGACUUACACCAGGCCCAGUUUUUAACCCAGGAGUGUGGAAAUCUCCUGAGCAAACCCAAUUUUGAGUCUACUCUGUGCUACGCCAUCGACAACCCACUGCAUCAUCAGAAGAGUUUACGAUCAUCCUCGCAGCUGUUCUCUCAGCUCAGUAAAGUGUUAAAGCUAACGAAGGUUCAAGAAGUUGUGUUUGGAUUGGCUCUUCUCAACUCCUCCAAGACUGAUACGCGAACCUACGCUGCUCAGUUCAUCAAACAGAAACUACCAGACCUACUGCGAACAUACGUGGACGCAGACAUCAGCACACGACAAGAGGGCGGACUUCAGGACGUGUGUGUGGAAGUGCUGCAUCUGUUGCUCACUCACCUCGCUCAGAGUAAAGAUCACUUCGGCAUUGGCGACGAACAAGAGGAAGCCUUCCUCAAGACUCUUAGACGAGACUUCCCGCGCGACCGAGUGCCAGCUGUGCUCGCCCCACUGCUGUAUCCCAAACUCGAAGACAUAUCUGAGGCAAAACUAUUGGACAUAUCCAACAUGCCUAAAAGCAUGAUGGAAGCCUCCAUAUCUGACAUGAUACUGGAACAAGGGUACAGCUGCACUUCAAGUGUUGAAGAAUGCCGGAACACGCUGAUGCAGUUUGGCGUGAGAGAAUUGGUUCCGUCGGCUAUCGCCAGGGUUCUGGGCAUGAUGGCUCGAAUGCCGACUGGCCUAGGAGAAUCACAGCCUGCAACGUCCGUGGCUGUGGGCAGUGGGUGGUCAGACAAGGACCGCGCAGACCAGCCUGGUGUCAACACGUGGAAUGUUGACGUCUUCGUUCAGGUCGUCCAAGAUUUGGCCCCUCAGCUGAACUGGAAGGAAGUGGUGGCCCACCUCGAUCACCCACAGUUUGUGGUGAGCAACAAGAAAGGUCUCAAACUGCUUGUACAGGGUCUGUUCCGAGGGCUACAGGAUCUCUUCCCCACAGAGUACAUCUACAAACAGUGGCAGAACACAGAGGGACAGCUGUCAUUCUUGCUACACGCUCUCCGGAAUCCUGAUGUGUUCUGUUUUGCUGAUUACCCAGGAGACACCGUCGUCAUAGAUAUCCUCAAGGCCACGCCCAAUGAUGAAGACAGAGAAGUGGCAACCUGGAAAUCGCUGAACCUCGUUGAGACUCUGCUCAGACUGUCGGAGGCGGGUCACUAUCAGCCGGUGUCCGACUUGUUCAAGUUCCCCAUCAACAAGUGUCCAGACAUGCUAGUCCUUGCCUUGUUACAGACCACACCCACGUGGAACACUCUGAAGCAGGAACUGAUCUCCACGCUGAUGCCGAUCUUCCUCGGUAGUCAUGCCAACUCGGCUGUGGUGCUGCACUAUGCCUGGCAUCACCAGGGCCACUCUGGGACGAUCAGGACACUGAUAAUGCAUUCAAUGGCCGAGUGGUACAUGCGGGGAGAGCCACACGAUCAGACCAGACUGUCGCGUAUUCUUGAUGUUGCACAGGACCUCAAGGCCCUCUCCAUGCUGCUGAAUGCGACACCGUUUGCAUUUGUGAUCGACUUGGCCUGUUUGGCAUCGCGUCGAGAAUAUCUCAAACUCGACAAGUGGCUCACAGACAAGAUCCAGGAACACAAGGAGCCGUUCAUACAGGCGGGCGUAUCUUUUCUGAAGCGGCGAUGUCCUCCGCUGAUCAACACGCAGAACAAAGACGACCACCAGCAGUCUCGCAGCCAGCAGUUGCCCCCGGAAACCAUCGCGUGUAUGCUCACCUGUCUCAAGUCCUGGGCUAGUCAAGUGUCGCAAGAGUUGUCGGAGUCUAUCACGACGAUGUAUAACAACGCCACAGUAUUAUUCAACAAGCCGCGGCAACAGCCGCCCGGUGUCGUCGGAACUCACAAACCACCCGCUUUCUCGUCUGGCGUGGGCGGACAGGUGGAUCAGCUGGCGGGUCUCAACAUGUUGGGCCACAACCCGUCGUCGGCCGGGACGGGCGUCACAUCAGCAUUCCAGAGUGUUGGGUCGUCGGCGUUUCCCUCGGGUGGCUCGACCGGUUUUCCCACCGGCUCCCCGGGCUUUGCCAUGGGGGUCACAUCGGCCUUCCCCACCGGAAUCACCUCCGCGUUUACCACUGGCCUCACCUCGGGAUUCCCGACCGGCGUCACGUCGACGUUCCCGACCAGCGUCACGUCAGGCUUUCAGACCGGAGUGUCGUCGGCCUUUUCCACGGGCGUCACCUCCGCAUUCCCAACAGGUGUAACAUCGGCUUUCCCUACAGGUGGCUCGUCCGUGUUUCCCACCGGGGGUGCUUCUGGUUUCCUAACCAGUGGGUCAUCAACAUUUCCUACCGGCGGUUCAUCAACAUUUCCUACUAGUGGUUCGUCAACUUUUCCUACCGGCGGCUCAUCAACAUUUCCUACCGGCGGCUCAUCAGCAUUUCCUACCGGUGGCGGCUCAUCAACAUUUCCUACCGGUGGCUCAUCAACGUUUCCUACUGGUGGCUCGUCAACUUUUCCCACAGGCGGUUCAUCAACAUUUCCUACUGGAGGCUCAUCAACUUUCCCUACAGGUGGAUCAUCGUUUCCUACUGGUGGAUCAUCAACGUUUCCCACAGGUGGAUCGUUUCCAACUGGGGGCUCAUCAACGUUUCCCACAGGUGGCACAUCAACGUUUCCCACAGGUGGCACAUCAACGUUUCCCACAGGUGGCACAUCAACGUUUCCCACAGGUGGAUCAUCAACAUUUCCAACGGGCAGUUCAUCGUUUCCGACAGGUGGUUCGUCAUCGUUUCCGACUGGCGGAAGUUCGUCAGCUUUUCCCGCUGGUGGAUCUUCGGUGUUCCCGUCUGGCGGGACCUCGGCCUUUUCCAGCGGAGGAUCUUCUGUCUUCUCGUCGGGCAACUCGGCAGCUUUUCCUACAGGAAACCUGACAGCGUUCCCGUCUGGUCUGCCGUCAGUGUCGUCCCAGGCAAGCGGAACCCCAGGGUCACCGUCCAAGUCGUUCACAGGAAUGUCGCAGACUAACACAUCGUUCAUCCCGCUGCAUUCACUCGCAUCGCAGUUCCAGAACCUGGGAUUACAAACUCCUAUUUCCACGGCUGUUGGCCCACCUAGGAAUCCCGUGAACUCGCUGGCUACACUGAGUGCCCAGGUGGCCGUCAAACAAACCACGGAUCCUGUACCUGCGGAAAGACCAAACUCCGCACGAGCUACGACGGGUGGAGCGCAGGGCGACAUGGCAAACAUCUUCCCGGAGAUGACCCAGCAAUUCAGCAAGGAGGUGGAGGACAAGGCGAACGGCUACUUCCAGCAGAUCUACAACCAGCCACCCCACCCCACCAUGUCCAUUGACGAUGUCCUCGAAAUGCUCAAAAAGUUCAAGGACUCUCAGAACAAGAUGGAACAGGAUGUGUUUGCGUGUAUGCUGAGAAACCUAUUUGAAGAGUACCGCUUCUUCCCCCAGUACCCGGAGCGAGAGCUCCACACUACUGCGGUGCUGUUUGGUGGAAUCAUCGAGCAGGGCAUUGUCACAUAUUGGACUCUUGGCAUUGCCUUGAGAUACAUCUUGGAAGCCUUACGAAAGCCUUAUGGAAGUAAAAUGUACUACUUCGGCAUUGCCGCCCUCGACAGAUUCAAAACAAGACUGAAGGAUUACCCUCAGUAUUGUCAACAUUUGGCAGCAAUUUCACAUUUCCAGCAAUUUCCACCGCAGCUUAUAGAGUAUGUUGACUACGGGUCGCGAUCCCAGGAGCCACCCAACAUGCCUCAGACGACAUCAUCCACACCAACUGCAGCAGCCGGGACACCGAUCAGUGGCGGGCCGCCCACCAGCACCGGCAUCAGCAUGGUCACGGCACCCAAGACCUCCGAUAUGAGCAGCGUUACCGGGGUGACGGCCGCGACAGCGGUGGCUGGGACAUCGAUUACCACAACCACCGUCACCAAGCCAUCAGCUGGGCCCGUGUUCCCUAAACCUUCCAUUGCCACAGCGACGAACAUCGACACACUGCUGGCCGGACAGGGUAAGGAGGAGAUUGCUGUGCCCCCGGAACAGCUGCAGGACAAGGUGUUCUUCAUCUUCAACAAUCUGUCCCUCGCCAACAUGAACGCCAAGGGUGAGGAGUUGAAGGAACAGGUCAGUAAGUACAUGACGUGGUGUGCCCAGUACCUGGUCAUGAAGCGAGCCAGCAUCGAGCCCAACUUCCACACACUGUACUCGAACUUCCUCGAUGUUCUACAGAUGCAGGAUAUCACCAACACCGUCGUCAAGGAGACGUUCAGAAACAUCAAGGUGCUGUUGAGAAGUGACAAGGGGGUUGCUAACUUCUCCGACAGGACUCUGCUCAAGAAUCUGGGUCACUGGCUGGGAAUGCUUACUCUGGGCAAGAACAAACCUAUUCUACAGAUUGAUAUCGACCUGAAAGCUCUGCUGUACGAGGCCUACCAGAAGGGAGCCCAGGAGCUGCUCUAUGUCGUGCCGUUCAGUGCCAAGGUCCUUGAAUCCUGUGCUAAAAGCAAGGUUUUCAAGCCGCCGAACCCGUGGACGAUGGCGAUCAUGAACGUCCUGGCAGAACUGCACAUGGAGCCCGACCUGAAGCUGAAUCUCAAGUUUGAAAUAGAGGUGUUGUGUAAAACACUGGGCCUCGACGUCACUGAACUGAAGCCCACCAACUACCUGAAAGAUCCGAUGCGUCUCCACACCAUCGAGUGCCAGUUGUCUCCCCAUGCCCCCCAGAAGACUGGUAACACUCCGCAGCCCGAGGAGUCGGUGGUUCCAAUCCUGUCAAUGACGGUUCCCCCGGCUGUUGUCUCCUCGGCAACCACGCUGACCACACCCACAUCAGUUGCCAGCUCCACCACCCCAAGUCUGCCUCCGCAGCCGCAGUACAACUUCCACGACAUCAACGCAUCGUCCUUCACCGGGCUGGCACAGCACAUCAUCAUUAACGACCAGAUCGCGCUGCUGCACCAGAACCCUCAGCUGAAGCCGUGCGUGCGCCAAGCCAUCGACCGAUCCGUGCAGGAGCUACUCCCACCCGUCGUCGAGCGAUCCAUCAAGAUCGCACUCACCACGUGUGAGCAGAUAGUCCGCAAGGACUUUGCCCUUGACCCUGAAGAGAUGCGCAUGAGAUCGGCUGCUCACUUCAUGGUUCGAAACAUCACCGCCGGCCUUGCCCUCAUUACCUGCAGAGAGCCGCUUUUCAUCAGUAUUACCAACAACCUUAAAAUGGCAUUCUUGUCUGUGCUGCGGGGAGCGACCGCAGCCCAGAAGUCAAUCGUUGAAGAAACCGCCCAACUUGUGGCGCAGGAUAAUGCUGAGCUGGCGUGUGCAUUUAUCCAGAAAACGGCCGUGGAAAGGGCCAUUCCUGAAAUGGACAAACGUCUUGCCACAGAGUUUGACCUGAGGAAGCAUGCUCGUACGGAGGGUCGGCGCUACUGCGACCCGGUUGUGUUGACCUACCAGGCAGAGAGGAUGCCCGAACAGAUCAGACUGAAGGUUGGAGGAGUGACAUCGCAGCAGAUCGCUGUGUAUGACGAGUUUGCGAGGAACAUCCCCGGAUUCCUGCCCCUCGCUGACAGCACGCUGCCACCUGGCAUCACAAAACCUACUCCAUCGUAUGCCCCGGACGACAUCACCCUCAUAUACGACAAGAUAGCACGCGAGAUUGAGCAGCACUUGCAGCAGAUGAUGGGAAUCCCCACCACCAGUCCCAUGGGGGGCCAGGUUCACAGCUUACUGGAGGCUGUGUUGUUGGCGCGCAACUCUCGCGAGAUCGUCUCAGCCAUAGCUCUCCUGCAGAAGGCUGUCGAGGGUCUGCUAGACCAGUAUUCCAUGUCCACGUUGACGACCACAGACCAGGAAAUGCUUCUGCGAUUCCGCGAAUGUCACCUCGUGGUUCUCAAAGGCUUGCACGACCCGAGAGCGUACGGCCCACAGUGGACAAGCAAAGAAGUCACCAGGUGUCUGAUCCAGCGUCGUGACGACUACAAGUACAAUCUUGACGCGAUUGACUGUCUGAUCCGCAACCAGCUGGUGAACAUGCAGCAGUACGAUGCGUACCUCGCGCAGGUGAUGGAAGGUGGCCUCAACCACAUCGGCGUGUCCUUCUGCAUACAGCUCAUACAGAGGUUCUGCAUCGACGACAAGCACACCGGCAUUCUCAACGAGGCGGACCUGUCGAAUACGAUCGAAGCUCUGAGUAGCGUCGCCUCGCGUUCCAGACAGCAUCCAGAGGGAUUGACUUUCAGUCUUUCCACACUGCUGGAAAUGAUUCGUCAGAACAGUGAUGGAGGUUUGUUGGAUCGAACCCCCGGGGGUCCCACGUCGAUGAUGCAGUCUGGGAUAUCGCAGGCGCGCGAGUUUGAUGACCCGCCAGGUCUUAACGAGAAGACAGAGUACCUGCUGCGAGAGUGGGUCAACAUGUACCACUCCCCCGCCGCCGGGCGGGACAGCACUAAAGCUUUCUCCGCCUUCGUUCAACAGAUGCACUCGCAGGGAAUUCUGAAGACGGACGACCUGAUAACCCGUUUCUUCCGCCUGUGUACGGAGAUGUGCGUGGACCUGUGUUACCGAGCGCUGGGUGAGCAGACCCACAGCCCGACGCUGAUCCGCGCCAAGUGUUUCCACACGCUUGACGCCUUCGUGCGACUCAUCGCGCUGCUCGUCAAACACUCCGGGGACACUGCCAACACCGUCACCAAGAUCAACCUCCUCAACAAGGUGCUGGGUAUCGUGGCCGGUGUGUUGUUACAGGACCACGAGGUGCGGUACACCGAGUUCCAACAGCUGCCGUAUCACCGCAUCUUCAUCAUGCUGUUCAUAGAGCUGAACGCCCCUGAGCCCAUCCUCGAGAGCAUCAACUUCCAAGUGCUCACCGCAUUUUGCCAUGUAUUCUACAUCCUGCGACCAGCCAAAGCCCCCGGGUUUGCCUACGCAUGGCUGGAGCUUGUGUCUCACAGAGUUUUCAUUGGUCGACUUCUCGCACUUACUCCACAGCAGAGGGGCUGGGGUAUGUACGCCCAGCUGCUAAUUCACUUGUUCAAGUUUCUGUCUCCAUUUCUGAGGAACGCAGAACUGUCCAAGCCAACCCAGCUCCUUUAUAAGGGGACUCUAAGAGUGCUGCUCGUUCUGCUACAUGACUUCCCAGAAUUCCUCUGUGACUACCAUUACGCAUUCUGCGACGUCAUUCCGCCCAACUGUAUCCAGAUGAGAAACCUGAUUCUGAGUGCGUUUCCUCGCAACAUGCGCCUCCCCGACCCGUUCACCCCCAACCUCAAGGUGGACAGUCUGCCCGACAUCACGCACCCCCCUAGAAUACUGACCAACUUCGUCAACAUGAUUCAGCCUGCAUCUUUCAAGAAGGAUUUGGAUUCGUAUCUCAAGUCAAGGUCUCCCAUAAACUUCCUGCCAGAGUUAAGAAGCAGCUUACAGCUGAAUGAGCCGGGCUGCCACUACAACAUCCCGCUGAUGAACGCGCUCGUGCUGUACGUGGGUACGCAGGCCAUCCAGUUCAUCCACUCGAAGGGCCAGACACCGGGCAUCGGGACCAUCACACCCUCCACUCACAUGGACAUCUUCCAGAACCUGACUGUCAAUCUCGACACGGAGGGCCGCUACUUGUUCCUGACGGCCGUGGCCAACCAGCUGCGCUACCCCAACAGCCACACCCACUACUUCAGCUGCACCCUGCUGUGUCUGUUUGCCCAGGCGAACAACGAGGCUGUUCAGGAGCAGAUCACUAGGGUGUUGUUGGAGAGGCUGAUAGUGAACCGACCACACCCGUGGGGUCUUCUCAUCACGUUCAUAGAGCUCAUCAAGAACCCGUCGUUCAAGUUCUGGAACCACGAGUUCGUGCACUGCGCUCCCGAAAUAGAGAAAUUGUUCGAGUCUGUUGCUCGUUCAUGCAUGCAGCCGAAGACGACAACAACUAAUUCUAGAGAAGGAGACACUGCUGAAGUUCAUUAGACUGUGAAUAAACCAGCAGAACUGAGGUUCACUAGACCGUGAAUAAACACACAGAAUUCCACAUUGGAAAUUAGUGUCAUAGACAGAUGGUUGAAGAGGCAUACCAUAUGUGCAUGUGUCCACCUAGAUGGAGCAGAAAAAUCAUUUUCUUUAUCACACGGGUGUCUUUAAAUAUCGACACACACAACAUUGAUUUUCUCAUAUCACACUGGUGUCCUUAAAUAUCGACACACACAGGUUUAUUUUCUAAUGGACAACUGCUUUUGUAAAGAUGCUCAUAAAAAAAGUGGUUACAAAAUGUCUAGGAUGGAUUUCGUUGACAUUUGUGGUGUAUUGUAACGGAACUAAUCAUGUUCUAACAGAGAUUGACUGUCCUUCCAGUAUUUAAAUCUCCGUCGGCCCAAAGAAUACUAUGAGCUAUGUAUUUGUAUAUGUUGUGAGACGGGCACUGUUUGUGAACAUCGACCUUCUCAUAGGGUUGUUACUAGAUCACUAUCAUGAAAGAGGUAAAUUUUCAUGAGCAUUUAAUUUGAAAUGAGGUUGACAUUUGUUCUAAUUUUGUUGUACUUUUCAUAAACCGUGAGCUGAAUACUAACUCUGAGCUGAUUUCCGUGUUCAGAUGUCGUUUACUACUGUGAAGGUAUUUUUUUGACUAUUUAAUGUUUGUCAAAAAUGGGAAGUUGAUUACUACCGGUUUCAUAUUGUUAGGAUUAAACUGAAACAGGAUUGCAAUGGAUUUUGUUUGUCAAAAUGAGCAUAUUUUAAAAAGAGGAGCAUUUAUGUUUGGUUAAUAUUUAAAAAGAAUAUAGUUAUAUUGUUACAGAGCUGCUGGGGCUGGGAGAGGUGUGGUGUGCUAGGUUGGUGGAGGGGUGAGGGAAUCAUUUCAAACAACCUCCCACUAUUAAAAAAAACCCUGAAAUAAUUUUAAAAUUAAGUAAAUUAUCCUUCAUUGCACACAAAGAGUUUGUGUAAAUUAAAAAAAUUGUUUCCUGUGCCUUUUGUACUGUUCAAGACGGUCAUAUCACUGAUUCCACCUCUCUUCAGAAUUCUCCCAGUGGCUCUAUAACAUGCAAACAAAACUAGUCUCUCACAGGUAGUGUUUGAAUUUGUAGUUAGUAUUUAUUCUCACGAAGAAGUAAAACUAUUUCUGAAUUAACAGUAGUUUAAAAUUUUAAUAAAUUGUGUAGCUCUAGCUUGGUUAAAAAAUCAAAAAUGAAAGGAUCAAAAAAGGCACUGCAUUGUAUUGUUGUAAUUGGUGGUUGUGAACCGAUGGUGCCCAGAGUAGGGACCCACUGUUGGUAGGAUGUCUUGCUGCAAAUCAACCAUUAUAGCCUAGGUAUCGGUGGUAGUGUUUAAAGUGUUAUCAAUGUUACUCAAAUACAGACUUUUAUAAUUAAAAAAAAAACCUGCUUUAAAAUAUAGUUUAAAUACAUUUUUGCCAGUUAAAAAUGUUGGUACAAUGAAUCAAUUCAUUUUUCGUUUUACUUUAACUGUUACAUUUAUUCAUAAAACAUAGUAAAUUAAUUUUACUUCGUAUAAAAUGAUACCCCAAAAAAAGGUAAUGAGAAAAAACAUGUUUGAAAAAAAAGAAGAAGCCAUAUUUAGCACAAUUUGAAAGAUUGAAGCUUAUAAAUUAGUAUUGUGUACUGUUAAAGUGUGGGCCCAUUCACUAAUUACGAACACUGAUGCUUUCACCAUGAUAGGAUUGUGACUCAUCUCAAACUGUGUUGUGAAGGGAAGCUCAAUGAAUGUGUGUGCGUGUGAUCCUACAGUAUUUAGUUGGUGGAUGAUUCAUCAUUGGGUGCUGUGUGAAAUUUCUCAUCACGAUUGUGUCACUUGGUGCACAGGGCGGACUCAAAGCAAUAUCAUUGUGCAUUUAUCAUGACGGACGCUGUGCUAGGAUUGUUUUAGUGUUUGGCCGAGAUAGACGAUGGCCAUCACGUGCAUUGUGAGAUAGUCAUGCACUCUUAAGACACUUUCACUUGAUGUUACUGCACUGGUUAAAACAAUUCUAACUUUGGAGUUAUUUCCGCACUAAUGUUGAUCCAUAAAGGAUAUGUUUUUUGAAGCUCAUAACCACAUUGUUGCUAUAGAUAGUAUUAAUCUUUUGGAAACGAGCAAUUUGGGUUUACAGUAGUCAAAUGAGUGCAAUGCCAUUGAACGGUUGUGCGAUGUCUUGCCCCUAUCAGGUAGUUAAGUUUGGCAAACUUGGCUAAAGUCUCGAGUCUGGACUUGUCAAACUUUAUAAGCACAGGCCGUGCAGACAUGAUUAUCUUGAGGCAAAUUGUUUUUUUUUUAAUCCUUACAUACACAUGUAUUAAAAUAUAUUAUGACAGUUUAAAUUUAGUAGUUAAUAAAAGUUUGUUCAAAUUGGUAAACUGAACCAUGGCUAACAUCUUGAAGAUAGUUAUUUGAAAGACAAAGUUUACAUGGGUUUCUGGUUCCACAACAGAAACGAUGAGUGAAGGGGGUGUGGGGUUAUUGUUUUCUGGAAUAUUUAUCAGUAGGUGGAUUGUGAGCAUCUCGUUAUUUGAUUCAUAUGACAAAUUAUGUGUGUCCAAAUGAACUUAGUUAAGAACCUUUUAGUAAAUAAUUAUUUAAAAAAGGAUAAUUCAAAGUACACAAUGUGGUUGUGUUCUUCUAUUGCUUUACUUUUAAUUCACUAACAAGAGCGUCUAACCUAGAUUGAAUGUUGAAUUUUACAUACCAGUCUUGUAGUUUGAAGUUUUACAGCUGUUGUUAACUAAAGGAACACAUUUUAAGGUAGCAUUUUUGUUAUACACAAUUCAGUUUUCUAAAACUAUCAAGUAAAAUUUGUUUGCCUCUGUCAAACAAACACUUUUUAUCUUAAUCUAAUAAAAUAUGAAAAAUAUAGCAAAAUACCACUUGAUGAAUUUGUAUGUGUUUUCAUGACCUAGGACUUCCGUUUUGAAGUAAUUCAUGUUCUUCAAUUCGUAUUGGAAGACCUUGUUGAAAUGGAAUUGGUCAAUGGUUGCAUCCCUUGUUAUUGAAAAUGACUGACGUCACAUUUAUAUCAAAUCUUUAAUGGUGCAUUCGGUAAGAUUGUCAACUGCGAUAUAUUUAUUUUUUAUUUCUAUGUUGUAACAUCAAAUUGUAAUAUUCUUUCCCUUGGCAUAGCUUGGAUGGGAUGAGACGAUUGUGAAACUAAUAAUUUCUUUGACGGGUUUUGUUUUGUUUUCCAAAAUGAUUUAUACAAAUGUUUUUUCUUCAUUCUUUUUUGUCAAUCGACUACAGUGUUUAGUGUGAUAUCCCUGUGUUAACAAAGCUAUUUUUGUGUGUAUGUACAUUUGCGAUUUGUAUAAAUCAACUGUAAUUAAGAACGAUUUAUAAAGUAUUUUUGUUUGAAUUGAUUGGUGUACAGUCAUUUAUCAUUUUGCGAGUUGAGCGGCAGAUGUCUGGGGCUUCUCGCCACUCGUUUCUCACACACAGUGGAGCCAUUGUUUGUUCUGUCGACGAGAAGACGACAUUAAAUAUUUGUUAACAAAUAAAAAUCAUUGAAGAAACACAGAUUUUGAUAUGUUUCUUUGUUACAUAGAAAAAUAAAUUUAUUGCUUGCA
Molecule: messenger RNA, 11893 nt
Organism: Gigantopelta aegis
Lineage: Eukaryota; Metazoa; Mollusca; Gastropoda; Neomphalida; Peltospiridae
Product: CCR4-NOT transcription complex subunit 1-like
Exons: 50
Coding region: 180-8315 (2711 amino acids)
Biological process (GO): nuclear-transcribed mRNA catabolic process, deadenylation-dependent decay
Cellular component (GO): CCR4-NOT core complex; P-body
Molecular function (GO): molecular adaptor activity
Source: RefSeq, a predicted model, not a curated record